UUUAUUAUACUCUCUUCACUCUCCACUCUCCACUCUUCUUCUUCAUCCUCAUCCUUCUAUUCUCUUCUUUCUCUUCCUUUGAACCAACCACCCUUAGCUUGCUUUUAUCCGUUCCUCUUUUUUCAUCAGUUUAACACUUUCCUCACUCAAAUUCAAAAAGAAACCAAAAAGAAAUUAAACACAAAAACAUCUUUAUUCUUAUAUAUAUUCCCUUCCUUUACAUAUAUACUCUUCACACAUAUAAACACUUUCUUUUUCUUACUCUUUUCGCGUGUGUGUGUGUGAGUGAACAACAUGGGACUCUCCGAGAAGGCGGCGCAAGUAGACGGAGGAUUCGACUCAGAUCACAGUAACAGAAAAUGGGUCAUCGCUGGAAUCUCUUUGCGUGCACCAUUGAAGCCAAUAAACACCACUACCCUUGACAUUGACAGGGAUCAGAAAGAAGAAGAAGCAGAGACAGGAGCAGAAGCAGAGGAUGAAUGUACAACAACCCCAACAAGUGUUGAAUCAAGAAUCCCAACAAUAUUAACGUGCCCACCUGCUCCAAAGAAGAAGCGAAAACCUUCUUCAAAGUGCAAUAAUUUUCGUGGUGUUGGUGUUAUCAGAGAGUUCUUCAACCCACCUGACUUAGAAACCGUCUUCAUCCGCCAUGUUAGUUGAGAAUUAAAAUCAUCAAUCUUAGACCUACCUACCUAGCAUUUCAUUCUGUUAUGUCUACCUUACUUCUCCUUAGUCCUAACUAGAGGAUCGGAGAUUAGGACUAUUCUGUAUAGGGAAAAAGAAUUAAUUAAUAAAAAUUGUAUCUUAAUUAA
Messenger RNA from Arachis stenosperma, 812 nucleotides. RefSeq names its product cyclin-dependent protein kinase inhibitor SMR6-like. Lineage: Eukaryota; Viridiplantae; Streptophyta; Magnoliopsida; Fabales; Fabaceae. The record is from RefSeq and is a predicted model, not a curated record. The coding region runs from base 295 to 660 and encodes 121 amino acids. The transcript has a single exon.